AUGGUUAAACAUCAUAAAGGAUCAGCAAAAGGUGUCAAAGCAACAUCAAUGAAAAAUAAGAAAGCACAUGCUGGUAAACGAACUGGUACAACUAAACAACGACAACCAAAAAAAACAGCACGAAAAGGCACACGAAAGGGUACAAAAUCGGGAAAAAAAGGAACAAAAAGUAGUUAUAAUCUUUACAUUCAACAUGCUGUUUCACAAAUUAAAGCAGCAGAUCCGAAUAUGACACAUCAAGAAGCAUUUAAAAAAGCUGCUAGUCAAUGGCGUACUGCAGCAGAAAAUCCUAAAAAUCAACAAGUUUAA
Molecule: messenger RNA, 309 nt
Organism: Adineta steineri
Lineage: Eukaryota; Metazoa; Rotifera; Eurotatoria; Adinetida; Adinetidae
Source: the annotation of a GenBank genome assembly